AUGCCCGAACCAAAUUCUGAACCCCAAAUUGAUCCCAACAUUCAGGUAACCGCUGCUAUCCAGCGGAUGACUGAUCUCUUAGCCCAGGUGGUGCAACAGGAGGGCCCCAACCCUGUUCCACCAGUUGGUAACCCUGGAAACCUUGGAAAUCAUGUUGAGAGGGAGGAUCGAGCUCUCAAACGGUUUCAAAAAUUCUCUCCACCAAAGUUUCUUGGAGGGCCCGAUCUGGACGUGGCCGAACAGUGGUUAGAAAAGAUGAUAGACAUUUUUGCCGCUCUAUAUUACUCGGAGGAGAGGCAUGUUACUUUUGCGGUCUUUCAAUUAGAAGGGGCCGCUUGCUCUUGGUGGAAUAUUAUCCGGAUGAAAUGGGAGCGAGAACAGACACCAAGAACGUGGGUGAAUUUCGUAAGGGAGUUUAAUGCCAAGUACUUUCCGCCAUUGGUCCAAGAGAAGAAGGAAAACGAGUUCAUCCGACUUCGCCAAGGCACCCAAUCUGUGGCUGAAUACGAGAGCCAGUUUACCCGUUUGUCUAAAUUCGCUCCUGAACUCAUUCUAACCGAACAAAGUAGGGCGAGACGUUUCCUUCAGGGGCUUAACGUAGAAAUUCAAAAGGGCUUAGCCGUGACCCAAAUUACCACCUUUAGUGAUGCAGUUGAGAAAGUCUUACGAUCUAAGAAUGCCAGGCUUCAAGUAAGGAGCUUCCAAAAUAGAAAACGUGGAGCUUCUGGGAGUAGCUCAACUCAAGGGGAUAAAAGAACCCCUCUCAAAUUUGAAAGGACGAGGCCAGCAGAGGAACGCCUCGCAAGGGAGUUCAGCCACCGUUUCUCAUGGACCGUGUAG
Coffea arabica (coffee) is the source of this 840-nucleotide messenger RNA. NCBI's taxonomy places the organism in Eukaryota, Viridiplantae, Streptophyta, Magnoliopsida, Gentianales, Rubiaceae. The record is from RefSeq and is a predicted model, not a curated record.